CUCACGCGCCGGUCGGUCGGCUGUCUCGCGGAGGAGGGAUGAGCGCGGCAUGGCUUGGUCGGCUCGCGAGUAUUGCCAGUAUUGGGGCAGCUCUAGUGAGCAGUCUCCCGGACAACUUGCCAUCCAGUCCUGUUGACGUGCCAAGCACGCCGGUGGGCACAUGGUCAACUGCUGCCGCCCCAACACCCGUCGUGUGUCCCCCUUUGGUUUGCAACGACCCGAACGCAGUCGAGUGCGUGGUGUCCGCCGCCGUUCAGUUUCCGUGUGUGGGUUCGGAUCUGUACUGUGUGUGGGAAUCUGCAAAUGAUGUCGUUCUCGCAACGACCGUGGGCACGAUGUCGUCCCAGCCAACGUGCCGCGUGCACUUGACGUGGCACGUGAAUGGAUUGUUCCACAUGACGAGCAAUUCGUCCGUGUCGAUGACGUCGUUUCAGUUGACUGCGUUGGACUUGUUCAUGGACGACACGAGUUUGUUUGUGAUUGAAGAGACUCUGGCGGUGAACGCGUCGCGAAAGUUCCGCCUCGACCAAGACGCCACCAUCAUAUCUGGUGGAUCGUGGCCAGGUCAUUCUGGAGGCCGAGUGAAUAUCACGACGUCGUCGUUUGUCUUGCAUGGCGAAAUCCGUGCAUCGGGCGGCGAAGGCAUUUGCAUCGAUGGCAAAUGCACUCCAGGAGGCAAUGGCGGCUUUGUCACGCUUCUGUACACGUCCGUCGCGACUGAAACCGGCAGCAUUGUGGUCUCUGGUGGAGCGAAUCCGUUGAACUCGGACCCGCAUGCAAACGUCCACGCGGUCGACGACGACGACGACGUGUUGUGGACGGCCAACUGCCUGUCCGGGGCCGCCGGCCAAGUGCUUCGCAUAUUUGCUUCAAACAAAGGCACUGACGGCUACUUGGUCAUCAGCAAUGGCUUCAACGGCCCCAGCUCGAACGUUCGCCGGUGCGCCCCCGUCGUGUUUAACACUGGCAGCAUCGAUCCAUCGGUGAAACGAGUACUCAUUGAAGGCGAGUCGCUCGUCCGAUUCGACGGCACAACGUGGGGGAUGCAUGGAGACAGCGAGUUGAUUGUCGAGGAUGCCACGUUGGUCGGUGUGGCCGCGGCGCCCUUGCACGUGUUUGUCAAGCAGCUGGUGGUUCGCGGCACGAGCAUCUUGCAUUCGUCGGCCGGACUGUACGUCACGGCCGACAUUUUGUCGAUCGACUUCGGCGCCAAAGUCACGUGGGGUCCUCAAGCGUCGUCCAAGUUUGUCGCGUCGGACGGGGUUCAAAUCAAUGGCAACGUCUCGACCACGUCGACCAACGGCGGCGGGACCUUUGUCAUCCAGAGCGGCGGCAACCUGGUCGUGGACGGCACGAUCUCGACGCCAACGUUGUUUGCCGCGUCGACAAUCAACAUGGUCGUGACCGGCGUGAUUCAAACGAAUGCUCAAACUGCCGUCGACAGCGCCCAGUACCCGCCGUGCUCGCAGUUGGUGGGCGCGGACCCGGCGACGCUAAACUACACGUUGAUGCUGACUUCGCAAGGAUCGAUUGAUCUCGGUCAGCAAACCAAGCCGAGCUUGUUGUCGGGCAGCUCCAUCUUGCUGUGCAGCAAUCAAUCCAUUCGCGUUGGACACAAGUCGGUCGUGUCGGCGACCGGCCUUGGAUACCCUGCGACGCGCGGUUUGGGAGCAGGCGAUUGCACGGACGGGUCUGGCGGUGGAGGUGGCUACGGCGGCGAUGGAGCCGACUCUGUCGAGAUCCAGUCUGGGCAUGUGGACGUGGUUCAUUCGGACGGUGGCCUUUCGUAUGGGUCACGAUCGAGUACUGGGUACUUGGGCUCUGGUGGAGGCUGUUUUGGCGGCGGCACGGGGGGUGGCCUCGUCAUGUUGGGAGCGUAUCGAGUCGAAUUGAACGGAAGCAUCCUGGCCAACGGGCAGAAUGGCGUCGCCGCGCGUGCCGGGGGUGGGUCUGGCGGCUACAUUGGUCUGACGAUUUUGAAUGGCAUUGUUGGCACGGGGUACUUGUCUGCGUCGGGGGGGAAUGCGUCGUGCAGCCAAGAUGCGUACCGAAGCAGCGCCAACGCGACGACGUGGACGUGUGGCGGCGGAGGUGGCGGCGGUCGACUGCGCCUGUUGGGGUGCGAGAAUUUCAACGAUUGCACGACAAACUUUUCAGGCACGUAUUCCGUGAUGGGUGGCAAAGCCGACAAGGAAACGGCGCGAGCCAGCAUUGGCACGUACUUUGGGUUUCCGUGCCCUCCAGGAUACGGUGGCUUGAUGUGCCGGGUAUGCGACAAAGGGUCGUUCAAGCAAGAGCGCGGCAGCUCCGAGUGCUUGGUGUGCAAAAACAGUCCCGUCAACGCGCAUUAUACCCACAACGGGUCGACGUCGUCCGAGUGCUUGUGGUCGUGUGACCCGGGCUACACUGGCAUCCAUUGCCUAUCGCCUUUGGAUGACUUUUUCGACAUGUUUGGCGGCAAGCUCGUGUUUUUUGUGGUGGCUUUUGGGGCCCUCGUGUCGAUUGUGGUCGCAGGAUAUCUGUGCAAGAAGGACCUGUACACACCAGACAAGUCGUCGUCGAACGUGCUGGAGAAGGACCACUUGUUGGCCAAGCGUCCGUGGUACAAGCAUCGGCUGUCGAGGAUGAUUUGGCCGCGCGUGGGGUAUCCCAAAUUGCAAGAGAACGAGCUCAAGAUCCACAUGGCGCGCAUCUACUUGAGUGGCAACAACACGCAGGAGAAUCCGCUGCGGCUGCAUGCCGACGUCCCACGCGGCCUCGACCUCGUGCUCGACAAGGACAAGUUUAAAAACUUGGCCGAGCACGUGAAUUCGAUUUUGGCGUUUUCGACGGGCGGCAGCAUGCUGUUCAACCUGACCAAGAUGCUGUGCUACCCCCUCGCGUCGGACGUGAUGUUUUACCGGCGCCACAAGAAAUUCAAUGCGCUCAAGCGAUGGAUGUCCAAAUACAACCACGAGUGCAUGCUCGGCGCGCGAUCGCGGUCCAUGGCGAACGCUCUCAAGCUCGGGUACUGCGCAGACUACUCGCUGGCGUACAUUGAGCUGCUGUACGUGGAAAACAACCCGUCGAGCUGUAUUCCGCGACCUCCUGGCAUUGUCGGCAAGCCGCACUUGCCCCUCGUGCUGCUGUUUGCCGGGCUCGGCACGUACGAAUCGCCCUUGUAUCUGGAUCCGAACGACUUGCUCGUCCGAAGUGUGCCGCAGUCGCCCGAGCUGACUGCGUUUAUCGACGAAGCCUGGAUCGAAAUCAUUGCCGACUUGAAUGCGAUGCUGCGGGUCGUCAACGUCCAACAUGCGUCGCACAGCCUGCGCGACCUGAUGCGUGUCUCGAGAUUUUGCGAGCAAAAGAAUGGCCACCACAUGCGAAGCCAACGCGCGCCGAGUCUGGGGGGAUUGCGCAUGCACCUCGGUCGGUUUUUCACAGGCGGCAAGGACCAACGCUACCAGUGGGGACUCUUUCUCACGUGCGUCCACAUCCAGAAAAGCGUCCAGGUCGCGCCGUCCCUCUCGGCAUCGUCCACGAUUGGCAUCCGCGAACAAGCGCUGCUCGAGAAUCCCAACGUGUGGUCGCCCACAAAGCCGCCAUCGUCUGGGUGUCGCAUGUCGAGUGGGUGGAAUGCCCCGAUCGACGAGAUGCUGCCGAUUCCCGGUAUUUUGGUCAAUACCGACGCGUUGGAGGAGCGCCAGAACCACGUCCAGACGAGAAACCAACUUGUGUGCCACAUGCACCGCGUCGUUGUGCCGUCCAACGUGAUGAAGGCCACGAUGGUGACGCGGUCGUGGAUCCUGUACAUGACGAUUGCCGUGGCGGUCUUUUUGGACUUGGCCACGACGCUCGGCAUGCUCGUGAAUCUCAAGUGCGUGGAAAACGGCAUGGAAAUGCGGUCGUGCACGAACGGCGUGCUGUGGCCCGUGCUCCUCGUGUACCCCUUUGCCAUCAUCGUCUCUCCCAUUUGCGGCAUUGUGACGCUCACCACGUCGUCGCCGACAUUUGCGCGCAAGUACGGGCUGUGGAAUGCAUGUUCUGUCGUCAAUGUCGCCGUCGCUAUCGUGAUUUGCUACAUCGAGUCGGACAAGCUCGUCGCUCCAUACGUCACGCGGCCUUUGCCCCUCUUUCCUUGCGCCACGCUGGUCGUCAAGGUCGUUCAGGCCGUCGUGGUCGACUACUUUAUCGCCGACAUGGAGGCCACGCGGCGUCGACGGGGCUGGCGCGGCUUGAUGAAGCGCCGCGACUCGGACUCGAGCACGCCUCCAGCGUCCCCGUAUCAUUCGCCACGACUGAAUGAAGCCAUCCCGUUCAAGGAAACAGAGGCCCGACGGGGCAGUUCACACUAUGGCACGGUCGAGUCUAACAGCUUUGUCGUGCGAUGAAGCGAUUAGCUCUCUGUGCUUUUGCACAUGCAGCCACCACGUCCCGUGCAUGUGACGAGUGCGCAUCGACCGUACGUGCUGGAGGAACGAAAAAAGGCUCGAUUUCAUCAAAUGUACACAAAAUCAUCAAAAAUUCGUAUGGGGACGGAAUUCUCCACAUCGCACACGAAUUUAUGACAAAAACCAAGUUGGCUUUGAGAUA
This is a messenger RNA of Aphanomyces invadans, 4572 nucleotides long. RefSeq lists its product as hypothetical. The transcript has 5 exons. The coding region runs from base 39 to 4370 and encodes 1443 amino acids. NCBI's taxonomy places the organism in Eukaryota, Oomycota, Saprolegniomycetes, Saprolegniales, Verrucalvaceae. The record is from RefSeq and is a predicted model, not a curated record.